Molecule: messenger RNA, 1710 nt
Organism: Sebastes umbrosus (honeycomb rockfish)
Lineage: Eukaryota; Metazoa; Chordata; Actinopteri; Perciformes; Sebastidae
Gene: sdf2
Product: stromal cell-derived factor 2
Exons: 3
Coding region: 143-823 (226 amino acids)
Source: RefSeq, a predicted model, not a curated record
GCCUUAAUUCCCAUCACUAGUGACCCCUCCGCGUCGCUAGGGGCGCUGUUUCCUGUGAGUCACCUUGGCAACAGCGCCUCUUUAAUGACGUAGCGCAAAAUAAUACAAAUCUCAAAGAGGCUGCUUAGUGAUCUAGUCUAGUAUGGGUACUUUAGAUUGUGUUGUUCCUCCACACUCUCUGGCAACCCUUUUAGUAUUGUUAUCCUGUAUAUUUGGGCUGUCCCUCGGUACGGAGCUGAGCUUUGUGACCUGCGGAUCUGUCCUUAAACUGUUAAAUAUAAAGCACAAUGUGAGACUACACUCGCACGACGUCCGCUACGGCUCCGGUAGCGGGCAGCAGUCUGUAACAGGGGUGACUGCAGUGGAAGACAGUAACAGCUACUGGAGUGUCCGUGGUACAAUUGACACCUCGUGCCAUCGGGGCACCCCGGUGAAGUGUGGUCAGGCUAUCCGCCUCACCCAUGUCAACACAGGCCGUAACCUGCACAGCCACUACUUCGCCUCCCCGUUGUCCUCUAACCAGGAGGUGAGUGCAUUUGGCGACGAAGGGGAAGGGGACCACCUGGACGAGUGGACAGUUCAGUGUGGGGGAUCUGUAUGGAAGCGCGAGGAGGCUGUCCGCUUCCUUCACAAGGCCACUGAUGCACUACUGUCAGUGACAGGGGAGCAGUAUGGACGGCCAAUCCACGGCCAGAGGGAAGUCCACGCCAUGUCAGGCCCCAGCCAGCACAGCCUCUGGAAGGCCAUGGAGGGCAUCUUUAUGAAGCCCAGCGACAACCCGGCGGGCAGCCGAGACUACGGCCACCUACACACAGAGUUCUGAACUUUUCUCCCUUUGCUUCUGUCACUUCCCAUCAUCCUCUCUGGCUACCAUUGUAUACCCUACCUCUGUCCCUAAUUACACCUGCACCAGCCACCUCUCGUCCCAUUUUUUCUCUCCCAUCACAUUUUGACUGACAUCUUUUGAGGAGACUGUGCCAAAGUCUGUCAUGGAGCAGGGUACAAUGAUUUCACUUUAUCAAUCCAUGACAACCUCCCGCACAUUUAUUGCGUUUUACGAAACACUACUUGAAUCCUCAAGAAUCCAGCAGCUAUACUCUAGAGAGCUAACAACAUUUGACAAGCAUUUCAGUUUGCCUUAACAGGUACAAGAAGACAUACAGGUAUUAAACAUGCUGUUUUACUGCACAGAGACUAAUCUUUAUUAGUUUGUGACGCUUGACACCCUCUCAGCUGUUAUUUAUUGUUAAAUAAAUGCCAUCAGCAGUCACACCACAACACAAAGCAGAUCAGUAUUAAGUCAUCAAGUGAGUCUUGUGUUUUGUUGGAUUAAAAAAACAUUGUUACACUUGUGCCUUUUUAAAACGUAGUAGGCUACGUUGUGGAGCCUUUUUAACUUUUGGAAACAUAAGAAUUUUGUUAUGUUUUUAUGGUAUUUGUAAGCCAUAUUCUACUCAAACAAUGGAUGAGCAGUGUUAUCCCUGUAAAUUACUGUGGGUUUUUAUAAUAUAUACAGUAUGUAGAUCAAUGAACUGGAUGCUGUUUAUUGUCAACGUUUGAUCAGUUUCAAAGUGCUGGGAGAAAGUACAGUGUUAAAUUCAUGCUGUCUGUGCAUGCAUAUGUGUUACAUCAACUCUUUGUUCGAGAGGUUCAUAUGAGCAACAAACAAGCAAUGAAUACCUCAUAUUAAAGUGAUUUUUAUGCAUACCA